Messenger RNA from Purpureocillium lilacinum, 1023 nucleotides. Its product is annotated as carnitine transporter. Gene Ontology annotation, molecular function: O-acyl-L-carnitine transmembrane transporter activity. The record is from RefSeq and is a predicted model, not a curated record. Gene Ontology annotation, cellular component: mitochondrial envelope. NCBI's taxonomy places the organism in Eukaryota, Fungi, Ascomycota, Sordariomycetes, Hypocreales, Ophiocordycipitaceae. Gene Ontology annotation, biological process: mitochondrial transport; carnitine transmembrane transport.
AUGUCCCCCACAUCCUCCUCCUCCUCCUCCUCCACGACCGAGGCCGCCGUCUCCCUCGUCGGCGACAAGCUCCCCGACCGCGCGCAGGUCGAGGAGACCAAAAAGGCCGCCGCCUCGGGCCUGCUCUCGCAGCUGCGCGCCCUCGCCGCGGGCGGCUUCGGCGGCAUCUGCGCCGUCGUCGUCGGCCACCCCUUUGACCUCGUCAAGGUCCGCCUGCAGACCGCCGAGCGCGGCGUCUACUCCUCCGCCGUCGACGUCGUCCGCAAGAGCGUCGCCCGCGAUGGCCUGCGGAGGGGCCUGUACGCCGGCGUCAGCGCGCCGCUCGUCGGCGUGACGCCCAUGUUCGCCGUCUCCUUCUGGGGCUACGACCUCGGCAAGCAAAUCGUCUCGGCCUCCAGCACCGUCGACCCCGUCAAGGGCCUCUCCAUCGCGCAAAUCUCGACGGCCGGCUUCCUCUCCGCUGUGCCCAUGACGGCCAUCACCGCCCCCUUCGAGCGCGUCAAGGUCAUCCUCCAGGUCCAGGGCCAGAAGAAGCUCGCCCCCGGCGAGAAACCAAAGUACAACGGCGGCCUCGACGUCGUGCGCCAGCUCUACCGCGAGGGCGGCCUGCGCAGCGUCUUCCGCGGCUCCGCCGCCACCCUCGCCCGCGACGGGCCCGGCUCCGCCGCCUACUUCGCCGCCUACGAGUACAUCAAGCGCGCCAUGAGCCCCCGCGACCCCGUCACCGGCAAGCCUACCGGCGAGCUCUCCCUCACCGCCGUCACCUGCGCGGGCGCCGCCGCGGGUGUCGCCAUGUGGAUCCCCGUCUUCCCCGUCGACACCGUCAAGUCCCGCCUGCAGACCGCCGAGGGCCACGCCACGCUCGGCGGCGUCGUCCGCGAGCUCUACGCAAAGGGCGGCUACCGCGCCUUCUUCCCGGGCUUCGGCCCCGCCCUCGCCCGCGCCGUCCCCGCCAACGCCGCCACCUUCCUCGGCGUCGAGCUGGCGCACCAGGCCAUGACCAAGGCCUUUGGCCCGGCGUAG